AUUGAGUCUGAGUUUGAGACGAGCUCCAUUUCCAGGCCCUAAAUCCAUCUCUCUCGUUCUCAUCCAAAAUGCUAGCUCGCCUGGCUGCCAAUCGUCUUGCCGGAAUCCGUCAAAGUUUCCGUCAGACUUCGCGAUGCCUCUCAACUGCCCUUAACUAUCAUAUAGAUACGCCGGAUAACAAUUCCGAUCUUCCCUGGGAAUUCUCCGAGACGAACAAAAAAAAGGUUGCAGAGAUAUUAUCCCACUACCCCUCCAACUAUAAACAAUCUGCUGUCAUUCCUUUGUUAGAUCUUGCACAACAGCAGCAUGGAGGAUGGCUUCCUAUUUCUGCAAUGAAUGCAGUAGCUAAGGUUGUAGAGGUUGCUCCCGUCCGUGUAUAUGAAGUUGCAACAUUUUAUUCAAUGUUUAAUCGAGCAAAGGUAGGCAAGUACCACUUAUUAGUUUGUGGCACUACUCCAUGUAUGAUUCGUGGCUCUCGGGAAAUAGAAGAGGCUUUACUGAAGCACUUGGGAGUGAAGCGCAACGAAGUAACAAAGGAUGGUCUGUUCUCUGUUGGAGAAAUGGAAUGCAUGGGAUGUUGUGUUAAUGCUCCAAUGAUCACAGUCGCCGAUUACUCGAACGGAUCUGAAGGAUACGCAUACAAUUACUAUGAAGAUGUCACUCCUAAACGGGUCCUCGAGAUAGUAGAGAUGUUGAGAAGAGGGGAGAAACCACCGCACGGAACACAAAACCCAGGACGCAUACGUUGUGGACCAGAAGGAGGAAACACGACUUUGUUAAGCGACCCAAAACCGCCUCCGUGCCGGGAUCUUGAUGCUUGCUGAAAAGCCUCUAUUUAUUUCAUCCAAUAAUGCAAAUCUGGGAUGUAUUCAAUCAAUCAAGCUGCCAUAGAUUGUUGGUUUGAUUAAUAGCUAUUUUGUCAAAUCUCAUCCACCUUCCAGGAAGGAAAAAGUUCAUAUUUACUACCGCCAGAAUGGAUUCUGGUGGACUUCUCAAUAACACGCAACGCUUUCAUGUCGUGUUGUCCAAGCUAUGCAUGCUUCAUUUUUUGGAAUAUUGUAUAAACUAUAGACGACUUCAGCUGUUUUUAUGCAUAUCAAAUUUAGAUAA
Molecule: messenger RNA, 1110 nt
Organism: Cucurbita moschata (crookneck pumpkin)
Lineage: Eukaryota; Viridiplantae; Streptophyta; Magnoliopsida; Cucurbitales; Cucurbitaceae
Product: NADH dehydrogenase [ubiquinone] flavoprotein 2, mitochondrial-like
Exons: 10
Coding region: 69-824 (251 amino acids)
Biological process (GO): mitochondrial electron transport, NADH to ubiquinone
Molecular function (GO): NADH dehydrogenase activity
Source: RefSeq, a predicted model, not a curated record